Messenger RNA from Aphanomyces astaci, 471 nucleotides. RefSeq lists its product as hypothetical. The record is from RefSeq and is a predicted model, not a curated record. Bases 1 to 471 code for a protein of 156 amino acids. NCBI's taxonomy places the organism in Eukaryota, Oomycota, Saprolegniomycetes, Saprolegniales, Verrucalvaceae. The transcript is spliced from 2 exons.
AUGGUGGAAGACAAAUGGGAUGAUGUUCACGGUCCUCUGCAUCACCACACAACGUUCUGCGUGGUCGAUCGGGUUGCAGUAGCACUGCACUACCUGUCGCACUCGGAUGGGCAGUACUGUGUCCAAGUGUGCAAAGUUAUCCGUCAGCGCUAUCUGAGUGCCGUUGUUUGCCUGCCGACGCGCCGCCCUGAUUGGGAGAAAGUUCGGUUGGGGUUUGUGUCCGUGAUGGGCUUCCCCAAUGCGUAUGGGGCUAUUGAUGGGUCCCUUGUGCCUAUCAAACGUUUCACAGACCACACGGGGUGGUAUUGUCGAAAUGGGUUCCCCGCGUUCAACAUACAAGCCGUUGUGGAUGACAAGUUGAAGUUCAUGUCGUAUUCUAUCAGGUCAGGAAGCCAGAAUGACAAGGCUCUGUUUCGUGACUCGUGGUUUGGCAAGUCCUCCCCUCCCCUUUGGCGGCUGCAUCCUCGGUGA